Messenger RNA from Cutaneotrichosporon oleaginosum, 880 nucleotides. RefSeq lists its product as uncharacterized. Gene Ontology annotation, molecular function: transmembrane protein transporter activity. Gene Ontology annotation, biological process: protein insertion into mitochondrial inner membrane. Gene Ontology annotation, cellular component: TIM22 mitochondrial import inner membrane insertion complex. The record is from RefSeq and is a predicted model, not a curated record. Lineage: Eukaryota; Fungi; Basidiomycota; Tremellomycetes; Trichosporonales; Trichosporonaceae.
CCGCAUUCCGGCCUGCCUCCUCCAUCCUCACCCUCGCCGCCAUCCAUCAUCGCCACCUGUGUCUUGUUCGCACGACUCAUCAUCACACAAAACACCUCACAUCAGUCGCCGCCUCGCAUCCUCCCCCUCCCUCUACAUCAUCCUCCGUAAUCCAUCCCCGCCAUGUCGCAGCCCAACCACCCCCUCCUCGCACCAUUGUAUCCCGCGGGCAGCGAGCCCUUCCCACCCGGAACAAGCGAGGAGGACAAGGAGGGAUAUCGCCAGAUGCAGAAGUGGUCCAAGAUGGCCGGCGACUUUAUGCACUUCUGCCCCGUCAAGGUCGGGAUGGCUGGUGGCAUGGGCUUCGCACUGGGUGGUUUCGUCUCCCUCAUGGGCGCAACGUUCGCCCUGGAUGAUCCUCUCUCUCGCGCAAACCAGCAGCUCACUGCCGGCGGUAAGACGAUGGCCGUUGUCAAGGACAUGGGGCGCAACAUGUGGUCUCAAGGACGAGGAUUCGCCAAGGUCGGCGCGCUGUAUUCCGGCUAUGAGUGUGUGAUUGAAGGGUACCGGGCCAAGAACGACCACUGGAACGGUAUCGCGGGAGGGUUCUGUGCGGGUGCGACGCUCGCGCGCAACUCGGGGCCGUGGGGGUGCCUGCUGGGUGGGAUGGGCUUUGCGGCGUUCUCAGCCGUCAUUGACUUGUGGAUCCGGAGGACGCCAUCCGAGGAGCCUUAGACCAGCCUUGUAGACUGCCACGCCCACCACGCCCUGCGAUUGCUUGCCGCUCGCUGCUAGACCCGCAUAGAAUGUUGUACAUGCACACCUCAUUGCUCUGCUGCGGGGGAGAUGGUAAGAGCUAUGACCUCGAGCUCUCAGACAGGGCUCCACAUGUCAGCGUGAC